AUGACACUUGUUGAAGUUGAUUCUCUAGAGAUUGUCGUUAUUGUUGACAAUGAGCUGGAUGUCAUGUCCCCUCCCCCACCCGAUACCGUCCAAGCGACUGGGUUGAUGGGCAAUAUAGCACUCGAAUCUCAAUAUGACUUGCAUCACCGAGGCGACGCUUCAAAGGAGCUUCGCAUGGACAGUAUCUGCUGCUCUGCCCAUGGACUUUCAGUGAUGAUUACGGCGACUAGAGGAGAUGUCAGGCAUACAAUAUUGUUUGACACUGGCCCAGAAGAAAGCGUCUGGGAACGCAAUGUUAAGCGACUCAGGGCCGAUAUUUCGACCAUUGAGCGUAUCCAAUUAUCCCAUUGGCAUCGAGACCACUCAGGCGGUAUGCUUCGCGCGAUACAGAUGAUUCGAGACACACAAGCGGCGAAUGGUCGCAGCGGUCAGGAUCUCGUGGUCGACUUGCACGAAGCACGCCCAGACUACCGGGGAUUCAGCAUCGGGUCUGAAAUAAUUUCGCUUGAGGCAGACCCCACAUUUGAGGAGAUCGAGGAUGCGGGGGCGAAGGUAGAAAAGACCACUUCCCCUCACACAGUCUUGGACGGCAUGUUCCUUAUCUCAGGAGAGAUUCCGCGCAUCACGGAAUAUGAGACCGGGUUGGCGCAUGCGGUGCGCUUUGAUAAAUCAACAGGUCAAUGGGACAAAGAUGAGAUAAUUGCUGAUGAGCGGCUUCUUGCAUGCAACCUCAAGGACAAGGGUCUCGUUAUAUUUACCGGUUGCAGCCACGCCGGCGUCGUCAAUGCAUCGAGACACGCAGUGGAUUUGGCCGGGAAGAAUAUUCCCGCCUACGCAAUUUUCGGCGGAUAUCAUCUUGCUGGAAGCGAAGCAGCCCAGAUUGAGGCCACGGUUAAGGACCUCAAAGCACUCAACCCUAAGAUUUUGCUUCCGGGUCACUGUUCCGGCUGGAGAGUAAAGUAUGAGAUCGAAAAGGAGAUGCCCGGUCGUUUGGUUCCGCCGUCCGUCGGAGCCAAGUUGACAUUCUGA
Molecule: messenger RNA, 1029 nt
Organism: Coccidioides posadasii C735 delta SOWgp
Lineage: Eukaryota; Fungi; Ascomycota; Eurotiomycetes; Onygenales; Onygenaceae
Molecular function (GO): transferase activity
Source: RefSeq, a predicted model, not a curated record